Camelina sativa (false flax) is the source of this 2061-nucleotide messenger RNA. Its product is annotated as 4-substituted benzoates-glutamate ligase GH3.12-like. Gene Ontology annotation, cellular component: cytoplasm. NCBI's taxonomy places the organism in Eukaryota, Viridiplantae, Streptophyta, Magnoliopsida, Brassicales, Brassicaceae. The record is from RefSeq and is a predicted model, not a curated record. Gene Ontology annotation, molecular function: acid-amino acid ligase activity.
UAAUCCAUUAUUUCACUUCAACGCUUAUUUAUCUCUCUCAGUUCUCAACCAAAAUUUAGUGUCUUUGGUUUUGUUAGCUUUCGUCUACCUCUUUUAGAGUCCAGAGAGUCGAAAGAAAAAGGUGUCACUUAUAUGAUUAACCUACUAAACAAAUCAUAUAAAUAAAUAAACCUUUUAAUUUUCAGGCGAGCAGAGAGAUUAUACCAAAUAUGAGUCCAAGUUUUGAUUGCAUGGAUCUAGAGGCAUUAACAUCGAACGCGAAGCAAAUACAAGACGAUGUAUUGAAGCAGAUACUCACACUUAACGCCAACACUGAAUAUCUCCAACGUUACCUCCAUGGAAGUUCUGAUAAAGAGCAUUUUAAAAAGAACGUGCCAGUAAUUACCUAUGAAGAUGUUAGCCCUUAUAUCGAACGUGUUGCCAACGGAGAACCUUCAAAUGUCAUUACAGGCAACUCCAUCACUGGAUUUUUCCUAAGUUCCGGAACAUCAGGAGGAAAACAUAAGAUAUUUCCUAUGAACAAUAUCUUCUUUGAGAACCUAUUGCUAUACAAAGCUCUUUCGUCCCCCUUUGUAUCCAAGUAUAUGGAUGGGGCCAAGCGAGAAAAGGAGAUGAUGUUUGGUUUCACUAGACCAUUAUCCAAAACUCCUUCUGGUCUGCCAGUUUCUGGGGGUGUUUCGAGUUUUUUACAGAGCGAUUAUUUCAAGAACCAACCAUCAGAGCUGUAUUCAAGCCCCAUUGAUGUCACAUUAUGCCCAGACAACAUACAUAGUAUGUAUUGUCAUCUUCUCUGUGGACUCGUCCAGAGAAACGAAAUAACAAGUAUGAGUGCUUACUUUGUUUCUAUCUUGGUACGUGCCAUCAAUUUUCUUGAAACUCACUGGAGAGAGCUGUGUAGUAAUACACGAUAUGGUCAUGUUAGCGAGUGGAUUACAGACCAAAAAUGCAGGGACUCUGUGACUAUCAUCCUUGGAGGGCCUAAUCCUGAAUUAGCAAAUUUUAUUGAGUACGAAUGCAACAAAAAAUCAUGGCAAGGAAUAAUCCGACGGCUUUGGCCCAAAGUCAAAUUUAUCGAUUGCGUUGUUACAGGAUCGAUGACUCAGUACAUCCCUACAUUGGAUUUUUACUCCAACAAACUUCCCAUAUAUUCUGUGCUCUAUGCGUCAUCGGAAAGUAUAUUUGGGAUCAACGUUGACCCGUCAUCCAAACUAGAAGAUGUCUCAUACACAUGUCUACCCAAUAUGUCUUAUUUUGAGUUCAAACAGAUUGACGAGGAAAACAAGGAUGACAUUGUUGAUCUGGUGAACGUUAAGCUUGGUUGCUACUAUGAGCUACUAGUCACAAAUUAUUUUGGUUUACACAGGUAUAACAUUGGAGAUAUUUUACAGGUGACUGGGUUCUAUAAUAGCACACCUCAAUUUCGAUUCAUACGUAGAAAAGAAACGGUUCUUAGCAUUCAGACUGAGAUAACAAUUGAGGAGCAUAUUUUAAAGGCGUUGUAUCAUGCGACACUGGUUCUUGAAUCUUCGAAUUUGAUGUUGAUGGGUAACACAUGCUAUGAAGAUAUUUCUACGAAUCCAGGUCACUAUGUUUUUUACUGGGAACUCAACAACAAAAACAUCGAUGGUGUUGAACUUGAUAACAAAGUAUUGGUGAAAUGUUGUUGUGUGAUGGAGGAAUCAUUAAGUCCUCUUUAUAAAACAUUUAGGAGUAAAGAUGGAUCAAUCGGAGCUCUAGAGAUAAGAGUGGUGCAACAAGGAACGUUCGAUUCCCUCAUGGACUUUUUCGUUUCAAAAGGUUCUUCGAUAUCACAAUACAAGACACCUUUAUGCAUAAAAUCUUCGGAGGCUUUAACAGUUCUUGAAGACAAGGUUCUUGGUCGUUUCUUUAGCGAUAAAUGUCCUCCUCUUUGAUCAUAUCAUAUAUGAUCUGUUUGGAAGAUGAUGAUGCUAUCUUGUGUGCGCGUCUUAAAAGUGUGGUUGAUGUAUUUAUUACUGUAUAAACAAAAGUGUGGUUGAUGAUGCAUUUGUCUUAAGUAAAGAUGUGGUUUUGUGUGUACUA